GGUAUGAUAAAUGGAUCGAUGGUCCAGGCUGAAUGGCUGCAGCCGGGUGGAGGUGGGGGUUGGACAUGACAGUCCUGGAUAACCCCAAAUGUUCAAUCUGGCACGUCUAACAGAAGGGGGGUAUAGUGAUCCAUGAAGCAUGAGGCAACACUGUGCUCUCAAACAUGGAAUACUCAAGGAAUUCCUGGCAGAAUUCCUCGGGACUUUUGUUUUGGUUUUGUUCGGCUGUGGGUCCGUGGCCCAGACCGUCCUCAGUCGCAACACCCUGGGUGAGCCCCUCACCAUCCACAUCGGCUUCUCGGUAGGACUGAUGAUGGCAGCGUACAUUGCCGGCGGAGUGUCAGGGGGCCACGUAAACCCUGCUGUGUCUCUGGCCAUGGUCGUCCUGGGCAAACUGAAGAUAUGGAAGUUUCCCUUCUACGUCAUUGCCCAGUUCCUUGGGGCUUUUGCUGGAGCGGCUGCGGUGUUUGGUCUCUACUACGAUGCUUUCAUGGACUUCACCAGCGGGAAUCUGUCUGUAACAGGUAUCAAUGCAACCGCUCACAUCUUUGCGUCCUACCCAGCGAGACACCUGUCGGUCCUCGGUGGCUUCGCUGACCAGGUUGUAGGGACGGGAAUGUUGGUCUUGUGUAUCCUGGCCAUCAUCGAUGGGGGGAACAUCGGAGCUCCUAAAGGCCUGGAGCCGCUGGCCAUCGGUCUGAUCAUCAUGGCCAUUGGAGUUUCCAUGGGGCUGAACUGCGGCUACCCACUCAACCCUGCCAGGGACCUGGGACCCAGGCUGUUCACCGCUUUGGCGGGAUGGGGCAUGGAGGUCUUCAGCACUGCAGACUACUGGUGGUGGAUCCCCGUGGCAGGUCCAAUGGUGGGGGGUGUGGUUGGGGCCAUCAUCUACUACCUCCUCAUCGAGCUGCACCACCACCAUCACGAUGAGCCAGAGAAGCCACACGAGGAGGAAGAGGACCAGGAAGAUGAGGAGGACGAGGACUGCAGUCUUAAGGACAAAUAUGAGAUGAUCACCAUGAGCUAGAAAGCAUCGCUCCCUGGACCGACUUGUAUGUUGGUUCAGCCAUGUUAUUGUCAAGCAGGCAAAUAACACCCAGUCCCUCUUAAAGCAGUAAGGACAAGCUUGCGCUCUCAGUAUCCAGCCGUGGAUCAACCCUUUUUAGCGGGAUAGGCCAUACUUACAGUACUUGAUGACUGACUGGUGUGCGGAGACAAACUCUUCUGGUACACCGGUGACACACUUAAACUGCCGACAGCCAAACUACUAGAUGAAAUACUCUACAAUUAUGAAUAUAAUGAAAUAUUUUUGCAUGAUGAAAAAAGAAUGAAGCUAGCCAUAAACGAUAAACAACACACAUGUACUGAUGUGGUGUGCUACAUAUAGGCAUAAUGGAAACAAGCAAAAAGCUGCUCUGUCCUUGAAGAACGCUACGAUUCACUCCUGUAUUGGACUCUGUACCGCUACACUUUGACUUUUUUAACGCUUUACAUUUCACGUAAACAUUACGAUCUCAGUCUUGUGUGUUUCUGUUCUAGCAUACAUGUGUAAAUAUUGUGUUGUAAAUAUCAGAGAAACAUUGAAUAUCCUUUGGAUAUGAUAGAUACCAGGCCAGAAGAUGAAUUUUAACCUAUUUUAGUCAACUUCCCUUCAGGUAUGUCACAGUUUAUCCUCAAUCAAUGUACAUGCAUGCAUUGUUGUUGUUUUUGAUUAUUUUCUUUUUGCAAGAGAUGGAAAAAUUCUCUUGCAUGUUCACUAUUCUUGCUACUUUUAUUCAGUUUUGUUUUGCCAACAUUA
This is a messenger RNA of Lampris incognitus (smalleye Pacific opah), 1798 nucleotides long. Its product is annotated as aquaporin-9-like. Gene Ontology annotation, molecular function: glycerol channel activity; urea transmembrane transporter activity; water channel activity. The coding region runs from base 140 to 1027 and encodes 295 amino acids. The record is from RefSeq and is a predicted model, not a curated record. Gene Ontology annotation, biological process: water transport; glycerol transmembrane transport. Lineage: Eukaryota; Metazoa; Chordata; Actinopteri; Lampriformes; Lampridae. Gene Ontology annotation, cellular component: basolateral plasma membrane; plasma membrane. The transcript has 6 exons.